Molecule: messenger RNA, 2239 nt
Organism: Diorhabda carinulata
Lineage: Eukaryota; Metazoa; Arthropoda; Insecta; Coleoptera; Chrysomelidae
Product: ATP-binding cassette sub-family B member 10, mitochondrial
Exons: 1
Coding region: 168-2174 (668 amino acids)
Biological process (GO): transmembrane transport
Cellular component (GO): membrane
Molecular function (GO): ATP binding; ABC-type oligopeptide transporter activity; ATP hydrolysis activity
Source: RefSeq, a predicted model, not a curated record
UCGCCACCAUUAAUAAACGUUACGUCAUUUCUUAACCUUAUUUUUGAAGGACAUGUAUAUUUUUAAAAAAGAUAAAAAAAUGUGAUAGUCAUUAUAAUAAUCCGAAGUGUAAAUAGAUUUAAAAAUAACAAUUAAUUUAUUGUUCCAGUUAUUCAAUAUAGAUAAUAAUGAAUGUUUAUGCAUUGAUAAUCAGUACUCAAAAUUUAACGAAAUCAGUUAAACCACUCCAAUUUUUCAACAGUACACGGAAGUUCAGUAACUUCAACAAUAUGUCCCAAAAAAUAAGUCAAAAUAAAACUUAUAUUUCCGUCGAGGUCCCGGAAACUACAAACAAUGUUCGAAGAGGUAUUGUUAACAGAAUUUUCCGAAAAAGAAAACCGCCACAAGAAAACAAAGGAACAACUCUUAAGAAAUCUGAAUUAAAACGAUUAUUUUCUCUCGCCAGACCCGAAAAAUGGAAGUUAACUACCGCCAUAGGUUUCCUAAUAGUAUCCAGUUCUGUAACAAUGUCAGUUCCCUAUAGUUUGGGAUACAUUUUAGAUAUCAUAUAUGACGACUCACAAGAAAAAGAAGGUGCACGAACGAGAUUAAAUCAAGUUUGCGGAGUUUUAUUGUGUGUAUUUGUGUUGGGUGCGAUAUGUAACUUCGCCAGAGUAUACUUAAUGUCAACUGCAGGAUAUAGAAUGACAAAUGCUUUAAGAAAAAAAGUGUUUAGUGCAAUUUUAAAACAAGAACAAGGAUGGUUCGAUAAAAGACCAACUGGAGAAUUAGUAAACAGACUAUCUGCUGAUACCCAAAUAGUAGGAUCAUCACUUUCACAGAAUAUAUCUGACGGCUUAAGAUCACUCAUUAUGGUCUGUACAGGUACUGGAAUGAUGUUUUACAUGUCUGCUAAAUUAGCAUUAGUAGGUUUAUCAAUAGUACCUCCAGUAGCUAUUGUAGCAGUUUGGUAUGGAAGAUUUGUGAGAAAUAUUUCAAGACAAGUUCAAGAUUCAUUAGCGGAAUCAACUAAAGUAGCAGAAGAGAGAAUAUCGAAUAUUAGAACUGUAAAAUCUUUCGCGCAAGAACCAAGGGAAGUACAUAGUUAUAACACAGCUAUUCAUAAUGUCCUACAAUUUUGCUAUAAAGAAGCAAAAGCAAGAGCUUUCUUUUACGGUAUGACAGGAUUCAGUGGACAAAUGAUUAUAAUAUCAGUUUUAUAUUAUGGAGGAGUUAUGGUAUCAUCAAAUGAAAUAUCUGUUGGACGCUUAUCUUCAUUUCUAUUAUAUGCAGCAUAUAUUGGUAUAUCUGUAGGUGGUUUAUCAAGUUUUUAUUCCGAAUUGAACAAAUCUCUAGGAGCAGCGACUAGAAUUUGGGAAAUUAUUGAUAGAGAACCUACUAUUCCAACACAAGGUGGAUUAGUACCGUUAACAGAUAUAAAUGGUCAUAUCGAAUUUAAGAAUAUUAAAUUUUGUUAUCCCUCUAGAGAUGAUGUUGAAAUAUUUAAAAAUUUAAUUUUGGAUAUUAAACCUGGACAAACUGUAGCAGUAGUAGGUCCAAGUGGAUCAGGAAAAAGUACUUUAGGUGCACUUUUAUUAAGAUUAUAUGAUCCAAUUGAUGGCGGAGUUUACUUAGACAAUCAUAAUGUUAAAGAUUUAGAUCCUGCUUGGAUUAAAAAGCACAUUGGUACAGUUAGUCAAGAACCUAUUCUAUUUUCAUGUUCUAUUAAAGAAAAUAUAUUAUAUGGUUCUGAAAAUCCUGAAAAAGUAGAAGACGAUGAAUUUAUAAGUAUUUGUAAAGAAGCAAAUGUUUACGAGUUUGUACAACAACUCCCUGAUGGAUUUGAGACUGUAGUAGGUGAAAGGGGGAUUAUGCUUAGUGGAGGACAAAAACAAAGAGUAGCAAUAGCUCGUGCUCUUAUUAAAAACCCAAAAAUUUUACUUCUGGAUGAAGCUACAAGUGCACUAGAUGCUCAAUCGGAACAUUACGUACAGGAAGCUUUAGAAAGGGUUAUGAAAGGGAGAACUGUAUUAACUAUAGCCCACCGACUUUCUACAAUCCAAAAUGCUGACACUAUUGCCGUUUUACAAAAUGGACAAAUUGUAGAACAAGGAAAAUAUGAAGAUUUGAUCCAACGUGAUGGUCCCUUUAAGGAAUUGAUCCAACAUCAGACGUUUUCUCCACUAAUUGAAUGACUUUAAAGUAAAAGUUUUACAUUAUAUUUUAUUUCUUAUCAGGAGUAAAUGUUAAUUUAAACAGU